Aspergillus caelatus is the source of this 2231-nucleotide messenger RNA. RefSeq lists its product as uncharacterized. The coding region runs from base 568 to 1878 and encodes 436 amino acids. The transcript has a single exon. The record is from RefSeq and is a predicted model, not a curated record. Lineage: Eukaryota; Fungi; Ascomycota; Eurotiomycetes; Eurotiales; Aspergillaceae.
CAGAAAUAAAUGAUGUAGUACACAGUAGGUAGGGGACAGGAUCUAGCCAAUCACAGUGAGCAGUACGGUCCUUAAAUUUGCCCUAAGUGUGCAAGUGAUACUACUAGGUAUAUGGAUAUGUAGGGUGUAAGAACGGAUGUGGUAAUAUAGAGAACGUUCCAAUCACCACACCAAUCCUGAAGAUAUACGAAGCACUUCAAUCCUAUUUGUGCUAAGACCCCGAAAAUCAAAACUAACGCCAGAAAUCGAGGUCUGGCAAGCCAGUGGUCCAGUAAUUGGAGUGUGAUCGGAUGUGCAGAUGGGCGCGUAACUUGCACCAAUAGAGCCACAGAACGGGAGGAUCUCCAUCGCACUUCAACCUUCUCCAUGGUUGGCGCUUCACACUAUCACAUCCAAUCACUCAAUACCCAUCUUUCCAUAUGUCGCUCAUACCCCCCUUCUUCUUUCAGGAUGUGUGUCACUCAGUCUCUUUCUGUAAGGGAUUUGCGGUCUCCUUUGCGAUCCGCCAUUAUGUUUAAUAAAGAUACUUAAUCACUAGGUUUGUUAUCUGGGGCCCACGAACGAGCAAUGUUGCCGGUUCACAUAAUCCUUGCUGGUCUACUAUCUCCUGUGGUUACUGCUGGAUCAGUAUCCCAGGAACCGUCCAAUUUCCUGAUUUAUAUUCCGAACCUGAGCCGUCGGGCUGACGGUCACCCCACUACUUAUACCUUGGAUCAGUCUCUCCUCGCCAUCCAAAUCGGUGGGAUUGUAGGAGCGUACGUGAUCUUUGUCGCGAUCCUCCUAACAUUGCUCCUCUUUGUAGGGCGUCGUUUAAGAAGGACAGUGCAAUCGUCCAACUUCACGUUGCAAGUAGAAAUGAUGAAGCCUGCGAAGCCUCCACCCAGUAUGGAUCCAAGUCCAGUCACCCCAAUCUCCGCCAAUCUCCCCAGCCCGAGUAUGCCAAACGGUUUCAAUCGAUCCUGGAGCAGCUUGGGUAAGGGCCCGCGGUCUCAUAUAGCCAAUAACAGCAGCGUGUCUACUAUCGACGAGUCGGUGGUUGCAUUGGACCGGCGCAGAGCGCAAGAAGAAAUGGAAAUGCUGUACGCCGCUGUUAUGGAACACGAUGAGCGGAGGGCAGCUGAGAAGGAGGCUACCCGGGAAGAGAGUGAAAUUCAUUCUCCGGAUAGUGCUCAAACGAACCCGUUCACGGACCGUUCAUCGAGACUGUCAGAAGCCCCACCACCACCUCCUCCCCCUCAAGCGAAGAUGCCAACGAGCCCGAGGGCCAGUUCUCGCCUGUCCAGACUCUCGUCACUCUCUCUUUUCAAUAGCAACCCUCGCUCUGAGGCAAACACCGGCAAGCCGCAUACUCCCCGUACUCCCCGUACCCCUCGCAUUCCUCUUCGGAAACUACCAAUCUCCUCACCGAUGGCCUCUCCGGACGUGACGGCGUCCAGAUCGUAUGGAGAGGAUCAGCCUCCUCUGACACCGCGAUUUUACAACCCACCGCCUCCCCCAACACCGCCAGUGGCGACAAUCCAAAGCCCAAGCGAGAAGAGGGUGUCAAAAGGUUCGCGGGCGCCAGCCCCGGCGCCCUUGAGCAUGUCCGUGGCUGGCCACGGCUCAUCUUCCUUGCCCUUCCGUGAUGCCUACCCGCAGCAAAGUGCGCCUGCUACCAAGACCACCGUCCUGGAGCGCCCCUUGAAACCCAUGAAUGGUCCUCGGACUGGGAUGCCCACGCCAUACAGUCCGUAUAUGCCAUUUACACCAGUAACUCCGCUUACACCCAGUCGGAUGGUGACCAAACGGCAAAGGAAACGAGAAGCCAAGGAAAGCGGACUACGGGUUCUUAAUGAGGAUGAUGUAGUCCGGGAUAAUGAAGAUAUGUGGGGGUUAUAGCGAGUCAGGAUAUUUUGAUUGGUUUUUCGCUUUUGCCUUUAUUUUCUUGGCUUGGAUGUUUUCUUUUUUUCUUUUUUUCUUUUUCGUUCGAAGUCUCUUCCGAUGUUAUGGCAAAAAAAUCCAGUACGAUUAGAUAUGGCGAUAGGGGGGAUAUUUGUAGAGAGUCAUACCCAAACACAGAACUCAAAUGAAUGAAUAACAUGACAAGAUUAAUGUGAGGCACUGAUGGGGUCUCGUCUCCGCUCCGCUUUCAUUAUUCGCCCAGCCAAAGUCUUGACUGUCGUCAUCACGGUCCUUAACGCCGACUCUCCGACCCUCUCAGGACCUCUUCAUUCGAUACGAUCCUGAUGCCA